CAUCCUCGCUAUCAUCACUAGACAGAAUCUCCUCUUCUCCAGUAACAUUUUGACAGUUCUUGCACCCACAUAACUCUGUACAUUUAAGGUUGGAAGAUUUACAUGAACAUCGUUUAGUGUCACAUUGUCCAGUUUUGCACUUACAGCUAAUAAGUUUAAGCACCUCUUUAGGAGCAGGAUCAUUGGUCAUCCAAUUGAUGGACAGCUGUUUUUCGUGGAUGUUCCAACCAUGGCCAUCUGGUGACGGUGCAGAUAUGACUGGCUGCAGAGCACGACCAUGAAUGGCAGCUUGAUAGUUAGCCCUUAUUGUGUGCAACUUAAGAGCAUCGGAGGUAGGUGGUAGACUUUGCUCAGUUGACUUCCCGCUGACUCGAAAUACACAGUACCUGGCUUCAUUCACACUUUCCACAUUCUGUCCAUAAAGUUUACACACAAAUCUUUCUAAAGUGGUCAGUGUGUUGUCAUCCAUAUCAAAGCUGUUUCCGAGGUCACAAAAGGCUUUGAUAAACUCUGUGUCACUGAUGGCAAUCUUGAAUGUUUUUCCCUUACCCUUUCCAUAGAAGGAGCUGACAGAAUCACAACCGGUGAAGACAUGGAGACCAAUUAGAGACUGGCAUUCUUCUAAGGACAAAGUGUUGGCAAUCCUUUUGAGAUCUAUCAUCCUUAGUUUGUUUUUGGUCCCAGUGAGGAAGUAAAGACUAGCUUGCAUCGAGGUACUAUGUGAUAAGGCCAUUACUGCAACAUCAGUAUCAGGACUCUUUAUCACAAUAUGGUUAUGUGAACAAGAGGCAUGCUUAGAUCUAUAUCACAUAUUAGUAAGCAAAAUAUGUGGACCAUUUUGGCCACACAAAUGAUUUCAUUAGAGUCAUUUAGGUUCAAUGCUGAAUUUCUCAUUGAUACAUAUCUCACUGAACUUUCAUCUUGACUUUUUGUAAGAAAGCGAAUGUAAGACUGAUAGCAGCUAUGAUGGUACCUGGCCUCAACUGCAACACAGUCUUUAUCCCGUAUAUGCAUUAGAAUAGACUCGUCGUGUUUCAGUUCUGCUGCAUCACGAAGUCGUCCUGAAUUUGCAGUUUCUGCUUUAGCUAACUUGUCCUUUACUCUUUUCCCCUGUUUUGUGAUGAAAUUAUUCUUCCUCUUGCAAAUCAAACAGAUUUCGGGAAGAAUUGCAGACGAACCAUGUACCCGUAUGUCACCUUUGGAACGCAAUCUUUUAGGAGAUGGACCAGCACUAUCUGCUACUAGCUGAUUCUUGUGUUUGUUGCUGUCUUUUCUUGGCGUAGAACAUUUGCCGAUUGUCUGUAAACCGUUUGUAACAGGAGGGAUGAUAGUAGGGCAGCUUUUCCAGUUCAUUGUAUUCCUUAUCCAACGUGUGUACGAUCGACAACACGGCAUUGCACUCUCUCCCUUUCAGCGAUAUCCACUCUUUUGCGAUCUUUCUGAAGGUGUCCCAUCUUGCUCGAGUUAUAACGCAGGUAUUUUCGAUACAAUUAUCUAAUAUGUGCAUGCAGCAAACAGGAUUUUCGUCUUUAUCAUGCGAUCCACGCUGCUGCUUACAGGGCGCAGCCAUCUUUGUUUACAUGCCAGCCUUCUCACUGACGUCGUGGCGUAGUAAUCGCCAUGCGCUGAUUGGUCAGAACUAUAUCCGGGAUGUGAACAGUUCACAUCAUUUGCAUAUGGCGGACGGAAAGUUAGUGCAAACUUCACGCUUGAAUUGUUAAAAUACUGCUGGAUUUCUGCGUGUGGAAACUGAAUGUAAGCUUGCUGGUAUGAUAAACUUUAAGACAAUAUAAACAGAUUUUAUUACCCAUAAUACUGGAACGGGAUGACAUGAAAGAAUAGCUAGCCUAUGGCCUAUUGCCCCAUCGAAGAUGGUGGCGACGUUGAUGUACGAUUAUCUAUGUAUGUACGUCUAUGUAUGUCGAUGGUCACCUACACCACACCGGAAAAAAAUCUAUAAAUGAUGUAAAUCAACAACAUUUAUAUAAAACGAAGUCAAGCAAAGUUAUUACCCCCCUGUUAUUUGCAUUGUUAAGUACCCACGAGAUGGUUGCGUUUAAUUAAGUAACUACGGUUAUGUUUAAUUACCUGGGAAACCGAUAAAAAGACAUUCAAACCGAGGCGAAGGGAUAAAAAAUAACUAUGGUGAAUAAAUAAACCAUAAAAAACUAACUUCGAUUUAAUGUUGGCAAUGGCAUCAGAUUCAAACAGGUAGUUUUCUGUAGCUACAAAUAAACUAUCUUCCGGGGGAACAGGAAACAGCACAGCAGCUACUCCCGGUUUCUCCGCCCCCAUUCUGCUCUCACUCAGCUGUUUGCAAACACAACGGUACCCUGCGGCCCCGUAGCUCCUCCAAGAUGGGGAAAAACGACGAUAGCGACAUCAUAGAGCACCACGUCGAAGAGGAGAUGGAAAAAAAAUGCGCCAGAAGCCAUGCAGCCUCCUCCUCGUACUUCGAGAGUGUUACUCCGUCCGAAAGAGAAGGCCAAAGCAACACCCAGUCCUCCCAUAGACUGCUGGCCUAUAGUGAUGCUCUCAUCUCCAUCAUUGCUACAGUUAUGAUUUUGCCUGUCGCUCACACUAAAGUUAAGGACAAUGAGGAGUUGAAGGAGAGUGUUCAGAUUUUGCUGACAACAAAGAUAGCUGUUUACUUGAUGACCUUCCUCAUUGUUUCUGUUGCAUGGGGGGCUCACAUCAGGUUAUUUCAAGUCAUUGUGCACAUUGAUGAUUGCCUUGCACUGCUAAACCUUGCCUGCAUGAUGUUGAUAACCUUUCUGCCAUACACAUUUUCUUUAAUGGCCACUUUCCCAGAGCACAUCCUUGGGAUUCUUCUUUUCUGUGGUUGUGUGAUGGUGAUCGGAGUCAUCCAGUCAGUGGUUGUGUUAUACGCAUUCAGCCGCCCCUUCCUGCUGAGUGAACAGAUUCAGAUCUCAGAGAACCAGACUUUCUAUAAACAACACAUCCUAAAAGUCAUCAUGAGGGUUCCUAUCAUGUGCUUUUUGGCCAGCAUCUUCUCAUUCAUCUUCUUCCAGCUGUCUUAUGUGUUGCUGGCAAUCGUCAUCUUCCUGCCAUAUGUCUCCCAGGGGUUAAAGUGGUGUCGCAGCAAAGCAGUGGGUCAGGUGGAGGAGACUCCAGACUCCAUGAUGUUUUACACUUACCUGCCAAAUCAGCCCCUCAGCAAAGAGAGAGUGGAGGCUUUCAGUGAUGGGGUCUAUGCCAUAGUUGCAACACUUCUUAUCCUGGACAUAUGUGAGGACAAUGUUCCCGACCCAACGGUUGUGCAGAGGCAGUAUGGCGGCAGCCUGAUAGCGGCUCUGCAGGACUACGGCCCAGAAUACCUUGCCUACUUUGGUUCAUUUGCCACCGUGGGUCUCCUUUGGUUUGUCCACCAUUCACUUUUUCUCCAUGUCACCAAGGCAACACGCUUCAUGGGUUUGCUGAACACCUUCUCUUUGGCAUUUGUCGGAGGUUUACCUUUAGCCUAUCAGCUAACUCAAGAGUUCCCUCGCAACUCUCGCAACGAGCUGGAGGCCAUUCAGAUUAGCUGUGUGAUCAUUUUCUUUGCCGGCAUAUUUCAGCUCGCCAUUUGGGUGGUUGCACUUCACAGUGAGCGGGAGACUCUUCACCCGUAUGUUUGGUACGGUGGACGCGAGCAUGUCUUCAUGCUUGCUAAACUUGCUCUGUACCCCUGCGUUGCUUUGGGGACAUUUUUCCUAACAUGCUGUUUGAGUCAAUUUAGUGCAUCCAUAUUCCACCUCAUGGAGAUUACGGUGCCUUUUGCUUUUCUCGUGCUGAGGAUCUUAGUGCGUAUCGGAUUGGCGCUGCUACGGCUACUUUUCUGUCCAGACCAGCCUGAUCUCAGAACCGUUGUGGAGGAGGAAGUGGAUGAAAUGAGGGCACCAUUUAACGCUCUUGUUACCUAGCUGAAGUGAAGUCACCUGAUGGAGGAGUGGGGAAUUGAAACCUAUAGGCAUGGCUAUUCCAAGAGCCGCUGCGUAGAUUUGACCUUUCAUCGGGAGCCUCGUGGGGGCUGCAAUUAAGAACCUAAUAUUCAUCCAUUACACUUGUUGAAAUCUUGAUAGAGAAUUGGCCAAGUUUAGAUUAAAUAAAUAAUUCAUAUUGAAGGAUAAAUACAGACGUUGUCCAGGUAAAACAAUCUGAACAAUCGUCACGGUGACAAACAUAGCCAUUAGCUGUAUCUGAUGGUGGCUCAAUGACCAGAUUUAUAGUCUGAUCAGUUUGAACAAGCUUUUAUUGAGAUGUGAGGCAUCAUGUUAAAUCAAAUCUGUUUUGUUUUCGAACAGUGCAAUCCAUCCAAGACCAUGAUAAAUUCUGUAGUUAUUAAGGGUGGGUUUUCUUAGCGUGCUCAUACACAGGUAAGUAGACAUCAAGUAUUUUGUCCUAAAUGUGUGCAGAGGGGGAAUUUGUUUUCUCUGUUCAAUGCCGAUAAAAAUGUUGGAAGUUGCAUCUGCUUGGAAAAAAUGCUUUAGCACUUUAAACCCUGAACAGGUGAUGGCCAGAAAAUCAUAAAAUGCACUAGUGUGGGAUGCACUGUAUGUGUAACACCCACAAGAAUGAUGUGUGUUUAAAUUCCAAAGGUCAAACAGCUAACAAGUAAGAAGGAAGGACUCAAUAAAUCAAUCCAAUAUUAAAUCAAGUGUUUGAAUCUGAAAUGUUUACUGACACGGAAAUGCUCAGGUUCGGAGGGUAUGAGUAGGUUUAGUAUCUAAGGUGAAUGUUAAAUGCUUCCCUGUCAUUUUCAGGACAAGUCUCUGUACCCUUCCAUUUUCUCUCCUGUAAAGCACGUUUUACAGCUGAUACGCCAUUGCUUGUAAACCUGAAUAAAUCUACAUUUUCUGUAUCAAGAGUAUGUACAUUUUUAGGAGAUUUCCUAAUUUCUGACAUUCAUUCAUUUUUGUGACUCACACAUGUUCAUCCCUGUUUUGGCCUAUCUCUUUUUUUUUUAAGCGGUUGCUGCUAUCAAACCAAAAGCAUGAGUGUCUUUUAAAAGAAAAAAAAUAGUUGCUAUGUUUUCUUGUACUGUUCAUUAAUCAGAUGUCACAUGUAUUGGAAACCCCAGAACAGAUUCUGUCCACUGGGUGGAUUUUUCAUAGAAUAUAGCAUGUUUCUCCCAAAGAAGUUCUUUUUAUGUGAAGCAUCCCCACAGCAUUGAGGGCACUGUCAUCCUGAUGUGCUGCAAUUUACCUAUUUCUCUUGUUUCAACACUGACUCAAAGGGAGUAAAAUCUGAGAUGCACUUUAAUUGAAACUUGACAGGGGAUGGUGGAAGGUUAGGAAAGCAUUUUAUUAUUAUUAUUUUAGAUUUUCAAGAUAAGGAUUAAAAGAUAACCCUAACUGGAAUAGAAUAUCUAUUUUUUAUUUUGGUUUUCUCUGUUUAGUUUAGGGCAGUGUUCUACUUGAUUUGAAUUUUCAUCGGCAUUCGUAAUCAUUAUUUUGAAAAAAAGGGAAUACUCUGUGUAAAUGACUGAUUUUCUUUCAUUACCUGAACUUGUAUGUGUGCUCAUAGAACUGUAUCUUAGUGGACUACCAAAAGUGUCAGUGUCUGAAUUUUUUUAAAUGUUAAAAACCUUUGUGUGUGAAUAAACCUGAAUCUGGAGUGGAUCUUUAAAAAAAA
Molecule: messenger RNA, 5634 nt
Organism: Menidia menidia (Atlantic silverside)
Lineage: Eukaryota; Metazoa; Chordata; Actinopteri; Atheriniformes; Atherinopsidae
Source: the annotation of a GenBank genome assembly